Messenger RNA from Pollicipes pollicipes, 3852 nucleotides. Its product is annotated as acetylcholine receptor subunit alpha-like. The record is from RefSeq and is a predicted model, not a curated record. The transcript is spliced from 11 exons. Gene Ontology annotation, biological process: monoatomic ion transmembrane transport. Gene Ontology annotation, molecular function: acetylcholine-gated monoatomic cation-selective channel activity; transmembrane signaling receptor activity. Gene Ontology annotation, cellular component: postsynaptic membrane. Bases 369 to 1961 code for a protein of 530 amino acids. Lineage: Eukaryota; Metazoa; Arthropoda; Thecostraca; Pollicipedomorpha; Pollicipedidae.
CGGCGCCGCGCGCGGCUGCCCUCUGACCGGCCGAUGGCGUGGAGAAGAUCACUGGCAGAUCAGCGGCUGAUGGACGGCUGAUGGGCGCCUGAUGGACGGCAGAUGACCAGUGACGAGGCAGCCUGGCGACGCGAAGGCCUCGGACAGCCGCUGGGAGUGAUGGUAACACGGAACGAAAGGCUCCAGUGACGCAAUGCGCAGUGAAGACUUUCAGUGACAGCGACGGUCUCCUCUGAUCGCCACCGACGCGCAGUGAACCCAACUGGCUGCCACUGCAGUCAGUGCCGCAGCACUGCCGCGGCUGAGGGGGCGUCUGCGGCGACGGUGGUGCAGUGACCGAGGUGGUAGCGGCGGUUCCUGUCGGCGAUAUGCGGGCCUUCGCCGUGACCUGGCUUCUCUCGACCCUGGCCGCGCUGCGGGCCGCCGCCAACCCAGACGCGUCCAGAUUGUACGACGACCUGCUCUCCAACUACAACAAGCUGGUGCGACCGGUCGUCAACAACACCGACAAGCUGCAGGUGUUCAUCAAGCUCAAGCUCUCGCAGCUCAUCGACGUGAAUCUGAAGAGCCAAAUCAUGACAACAAAUUUAUGGGUGAAACAUGCUUGGUACGACUACAAGCUGACGUGGUCGCCGGACCUGUACGGUGGAGUGGAGAUGCUGCACGUGCCGUCCGACCACAUCUGGAGACCUGACAUCGUGCUCUACAACAAUGCGGACGGCAACUUCGAGGUGACGCUGGCGACGAAGGCGACUCUGCACUACAACGGCCUGGUGGAGUGGGAGCCGCCGGCCAUCUACAAGUCCUCCUGCGAGAUCGACGUGGAGUACUUCCCCUUCGACGAGCAGACGUGCGUCAUGAAGUUCGGCAGCUGGACGUAUGACGGCUUCCAGGUGGACCUGCGCCACUUUGAUGAGAUCGAGAACUCGGACCUGGUGGAGCGAGGAGUGGAUCUGUCCGAGUUCUACAUGUCCGUGGAGUGGGACAUCCUGGACGUGCCAGCCGUCAGGCACGAAAAGUUCUAUACGUGCUGUGAUGAGCCAUAUUUAGACAUCACCUUCAACAUCACCAUGCGGAGGAAGACACUGUUCUACACGGUCAACCUCAUCAUCCCCUGCAUGGGCAUCUCCUUCCUCACAGUUCUGACGUUCUAUCUUCCGUCAGAUAGUGGAGAAAAGGUGACGCUGUCCAUCUCGAUCCUCAUCAGCCUACACGUGUUCUUCCUGCUGGUAGUGGAGAUCAUUCCCCCCACUUCUCUGGUCGUGCCGCUGCUCGGCAAGUACCUCAUCUUCGCCAUGAUCCUGGUCUCCAUCAGCAUCGUAGUGACGGUGCUGGUGCUGAACGUGCACUGGAGGUCGCCGCAGACGCACCGCAUGGCGCCAUGGGUGCGACGCCUCUUCAUCCAUCUGCUGCCGCGGCUGCUGGUCAUGCGCCGGCCCCUCCGACCCCGCAGAAGCGGCUGGCGGCCGGGAGAGCCGCUGCCCGGGUCAGCUGCCGUCUUCCGCACCCCGUCAGUGGACCUGACCGAUUCUCCGACGGCCUCCUCGCCAGACUCGCUAGCACCGUGCGCAGACAGACAUUUUACGGACGCGCUCAUCAACCCGUCGUGCCAGGUUCAUGGGCUGGACAGGAACGACUGGAGUCCCUUGUGCGAGGGUGCUGCCCUCUUGUCGUCAUCUGCACAAUUCGAGUCAGCCACGUGCUCGCAAGAUGUCCAUCGCGUCAGUUGGUGUGUCAGCUUUAUCGCAGAAAACACCAAAAACAAAGAAGACCAGCAAAUGGUGCGCGAGGACUGGAAGUAUGUGGCGAUGGUGUUGGACCGGCUGUUCCUCUGGGUGUUCCUGCUGGCGGUGGUGAUCGGCACCGCCGGUAUCAUCCUGCAAGCGCCCUCUCUGUACGACGAUCGCGUUGCGCUGGAUCAGAAGUACUCUGAGAUCGGCAGGCACCGGCGAAAAAAGUGAACGAUGCUGGCGGUAGCCUAGCGACUGGUCGAUAAAACUGUGGUUUAUGGUAACCUCGGUAGAUGGCACAACAAUAGGGUCGCUACCGAUUUCGACAAUUGCUGUGGCGACGCGCGGCUGUCGGGCGAACGGGCUUUGGUUGACGGGGAUGGAGCAUUAGAUGAAGGAGUGUAGUAUUGACAUGCGCGUAAGUGACAGUAGCAUGUUUAGUUCUACAUGGCCUCGUCGAAAGCAGAAAAGAAUCCAUGUUUCGUUGUUAAGUACAAUACCAAAGUUUAGGUAGGUAUGUGGCACCUGCACCGCCGGAUUAUGCAUCGCUUUCUGUGCAUCUGAUGGAUCAACAAUUGUAAGAAAGUAGUCAUCAGUGGCCUGUUCAGCAUUAGUGUUAACCAAGCCUGGUGUCAUGGUUCACCGCUGGGUUUUAGACAUCGUGUUCUGCUACUGAGGGACUUUUUUACUUAGUGUACCAUGGCGUAGUACUUAGUUUUGCCAUCCCGUGCAUUAGAGGUUUAUUUUGCCCAUAGUUGCCACCUUCCAGUGUUCCCCCAUUACAUUAGGGCUGAUUUUAGUACUAAGAGGUGGUUAUUACGUCUAACGUUGUGCAGCAGACUGAAUGAGUGAAAGCGUGCCACGCGAUCGAUUAGCGACGUUGGCCGAGUUCACGUCACACACUCACCUAACAAUAGAUGACCUGAGAAUGCCGGGCACAGAUGGGACCGAUUUAGCGUGAAAUAAGUGUCGUAUGGAAAAUAGCAGCAGCUGACCUAAAAGAGCAUUAAGCGCCCGACAGACGCUUUUUUCGGUGGGGCACUUUCAGUUCGCACUUAGCUCCAAAUGAGAUCCUUUAAUGUCAGUAGAUUUCUAUGGCCUUCGAAGGUGGCCUUGCCACUGGAAGGUAAAUUAUCGAUACAUCUUUUUUCUGUGAAGACCGGGCGCUGCUCAUCAAACGGCCAGCCUUAUUCAGUAGAUAUGAGCCCACCUCAUGGUCUCGCACAAAAUUAUAUUCGCACUACACUGCUGCUGGGAGUAUGUACAUCGCGGUUCAAAACAAGCAGUGAUGAACCAAACUCGUGAGUACGAUUUCUUGAAAAACGGGGACAAAUUUCAGACUGACCCCCACUCAGUCCUAAGAGAUGGGUGUUUUAGUUACGGCAUGCUUCCAUUAUGAAAUACCAUGAUAUGCUUUGAUUGAUGGUCACGUUCAUCAUCCACGCAGAGUCUUCGGUUUAGCAGAAUUCAUGCGGGUAUCGCCCGUCAUAUAUGCGUUAUGUCCAUGUUCUCGCCGCGUCAGCUGGCCCCUCUACCUCAUUUGCAGGGAUAUGCUUACCUCCCGAUUUUCCGUCAUCGCAUGCACACUGGCCCAGUUGCACCGUUCGUCGCGUCAUUCGGUCAGUGUACACCAUAGCACCCAUAAGUCGCCUGCCUGAGACGCACAGCUGGCGGAACCUCCCCACGCGUUUUCAGAAAAUGUCAGCAGAGAAGAGUAGUGAAUUUCGUAUUCCCAUGGCAAAUAUGUCGUGACCAACCGCUACACCAAAGUCACACACGAAGUGAUGCGUGUCUGUAUCGUGCUUCUCGUGAUGGGCAUGCCGUGGGCCCGGUUUAGUGCGGAGAGCGUAGCAGGUGGUAGCGGUGUAGGCGUAACAUAAGUGCACUUGGGCAUGUGGAAUCAGAGCGGGGGCGCCGACGGCAUGCUGGCCGUCUUUCAGGGGAUCUUGUGAACCUUUGCCACAGGACGGAGGCCGAGAACGGGCUCGCCGGGUGGUAAGUCGUUGGAAGGUAAUUCCGGCGCUCACGUGAGAGCUUCCCCGCGUUCCAGUGGGCUGCUGGUGCUUGUUCGAUUGUCCAGCGACCUUAAGAACCUUUAUCGGAGACGCAAAGAGAGCAAUAC